AUAAUCUCCCGCGAGAUCCAUCGUAGCCGUAACCGUAACCAACAUUUUCGGGUCGGGUUAGAUCCAUUUUCUUUCAACCCAAAUCAAACACUGUACUAGAUUGUUGUUGAUCCUUCUUUGUUCCGUUUAACGAUUCAAAAAACAAAACCUAUUUUCCAAACAUAGCCAUUGUCGCUGUCAUUCCUUGUCGUUUAGCUGUAAUAACAGCAAAUUUUCUAUGUUUCGUUUAAGGAAGUUGCUACAUUGAGUUUUCAAGCAAGCAAAAAACAACAAUGUGUUUGUUUGGGAUUUAGUUUUUUAAAUAGAAAAAGUUUAGAUCUAAUCCAAGCCUCAAACUCUGAUUCUGAGUUUGUGGUUUUCGCUUUUCUGAAACGCGCUUUUUUAAAACGCGCUUUUUUUUUGGCAUAAUGGGGGAAAAGAGGUCGAAAGGAGGAUGUUGCGGUUGGUUUAUUGCGCUUGUGAUUCUGGCUCUUGUGGUUGGUGCUGUUGUUUAUACUGUUAAGAAGAAGAUUGAUAAUGCGGAUUCUGAUAAACCGGCUCCGGUUCCGGGUCCUCCUGGUGCAAUUGAACAGAGAUAUGCUUCUGCUCUCAAAAUUGCAAUGCAGUUCUUCGAUAUACAGAAAUCUGGCAAGUUAGAGAACAACAAAAUAAGUUGGAGAGGGGAUUCAGCUCUUGAGGAUGGAAAGCAAGCAAAAAUAGAUCUUUCAAAAGGAAUGUUUGAUGCCGGAGAUAAUAUGAAGUUUGGUUUUCCAAUGGCUUUUACUGCCUCGGUGCUAUCAUGGGCGAUUCUGGAAUAUGGAGAUCAAAUGGAUGCUGUUGGACAAUUGGAACCAGCUCAAGAUUCGCUCAAGUGGAUCACUGAUUAUCUCAUCGAGGCUCAUCCUUCGGAGAAUGUUCUGUAUAUUCAGGUCGGUGAUCCCGUUGCAGAUCACAAGUGUUGGAGUAAACCUGAGUCAAUUACCGAGGAACGACCUCUCUUACAAGUGAACACAUCCUCUCCUGGAUCAGAUGUUGCAGGUGAAACUGCAGCAGCCAUGGCAUCAGCAUCUUUGGUUUUCAAAAAGACGAAUCCUACAUAUUCAGGCACUCUCCUCAAGCAUGCAAAACAGUUAUUUACUUUUGCGGACGAUAAUAAGGAGCUUUACAGUGUGAGUGUACCUGAAGUCGCAACAUAUUAUAACUCAACUGGAUUUGGUGAUGAGCUUUUAUGGGCAGCUACUUGGCUCUAUCAUGCUACAGGUGAGGAUUCUUACCUUCAGUAUGUGACUGGCCAAAUGGGAGACGAUUAUGCUGAAUAUGGAAGCCCAACCUGGUUCAGUUGGGACAACAAGCUCGCCGGAACUCAGGUUUUGCUAUCUAGAAUAAGCUUCUUCAAAGCAAAGGGUCUUUCAAGUUCAUAUGGUUCUGGCCUUCAAAAAUACCGGAAAUCUGCUGAGGCUGUAAUGUGCGGCCUUCUUCCAAAUUCUCCAACAGCCACACAAAGCAGAACUGAUAAUGGUUUGAUAUGGGUGAGCGAAUGGAACGCUUUGCAGCAGCCUGUUGCAUCCGCAUUCUUAGCUUCUAUUUACAGCGACUAUAUGCUUACGUCGCAAACUCCCAAAAUAAAAUGCGAUUCAGAGUCCUACACCCCAAAAGAUCUUCGAAACUUCGCCAAAUCUCAGGCUGAUUACGUGUUGGGCAAGAAUCCUUUGCAUAUGAGUUAUCUGGUGGGAUAUGGAAACAAAUUCCCGAAAUUCGUUCAUCACAGGGGCGCAUCAAUUCCUGCUAAUGCAAAAGUUGGUUGCAAAGAUGGCUUCAAAUAUCUGGAUUCACCUGAUCCAAAUCCCAAUGUAGCUACUGGAGCACUCGUUGGCGGACCUUUCUUAAACGAUACUUACAUUGAUUCUCGGAACAAUUCUAUGCAAGCAGAACCAAGCACGUAUAACAGCGCUGUCAUAGUUGGUCUCUUAUCAAGUUUAGUCACGACUUCUUCGGCGGUUCUAUCACUUUCCUAAACAGUAUUCUAUGUUCUCAAUUUCACUUGAAAGAAUUUUACUCGAAUUUGAGUUUUGCGUAGCUUUAUUCAUUUCCUGAUCAUCGCGUAUUCUUAGUGUAUUGAUCAUGAUAUUGUAACUACACGAUCGAUUUUAUGAGUGUGUGAACUUUUGUGUCUGGAUAGGUUAGUUGUUAAUGUAUAUGGAUGAAGUUUGAUUUAGAGUUGUUACCUCAACAGCUUUGGGAUGUUGUGCUUCUUAGUAGAAUAUGUUUGAUUGUUGUU
Vicia villosa (hairy vetch) is the source of this 2257-nucleotide messenger RNA. Its product is annotated as endoglucanase 10-like. Gene Ontology annotation, biological process: carbohydrate metabolic process. Lineage: Eukaryota; Viridiplantae; Streptophyta; Magnoliopsida; Fabales; Fabaceae. The record is from RefSeq and is a predicted model, not a curated record. The transcript is spliced from 6 exons. Bases 408 to 1994 code for a protein of 528 amino acids. Gene Ontology annotation, molecular function: hydrolase activity, hydrolyzing O-glycosyl compounds.